CGUCAAGAAUUAAGUAUCCUUCUAGAAAGACUGUCUAAAUCGACUCCCUAGAUAUCUAGAGGUGUCCAGAAGAGGCGGGACAGAGUUCGAUCUGGAACAUUUUUAAGAUUCGAUUGGCUGGCGUAGACAGAUAUUUUAGAUAAAUGAAAUAUUCGGAGACACUUUCGAGCGCUCUCAAAAUUCCAAAUUCCGAGCACACAUUCGUUUCCAUCAGGCAGAUGCACGUUGCACAGAUCUAGAGGAGCACCGGGCAUGGAGAACAAUGGGCAGUCGAUGUCGAGUGCCGUGGAAUGCAUGAUGCAUAGCUGGCUCGAUGCCUGGCGUUCCCUCAACGGGAACUGUCUGCAGAUAACGACAACCGCGUGGAGAUUCAAGAAAUUGAUCUUUUUAGCUGCCAAGCAAAUCUAUUGCUAUGAAAUGAUAUUGCAGGAGCGAAAGUUUGUUAAUGACAGUUUCAUCAAGUGCAUCACAACUGCCGAGGAGAUCUCCAGCAAUCGGCGCACAAGGCACUCCAGGCUGAGCAAUGAGAACCAGCGAAUGCUCCGGCAAUUGCUUUGCCUGAAGGGUGAACUCUCCGAACGGCAGAAGGCUCUGGUCAAGACCAAGCUAGAGUUGCACUGUCUCCGUCAAAGGCUACGCCAGCAGGCGUUCAGGACAAGUCGCAUGGCCUCGAGGCUGGAGGAAAAUAAGUUGUUGACCGAAAAGCUGUUGGAACGCAACGUCAAGUUGAACGAGCGGACCACGGAGCUGUUGGAACUGUACAGAACGCGUGCGCUUAUGUUUGUCUAUAAGCUAAUUGGCAUGACGCAGGAGCUGCUUGCCACCAAAACCAGGUCGAAGGCAUUCGCAGAUGCCAGCGCGCAUCUGAAGAGUAAAAACAAAAAGCUACAAUUGCGCCAAAGAAUGCUUAUCAACAAAUACACUACGCUUGUCUCUCAAGACAAAGCCCCGCCGCAGGAUGAUGCACAGAAUGCCAAUCAUGGACUGCUUCAGAUGGCGCUCCAUUAUAUCGGCUGUCUGUGGGAGUGCGUCUCGAGCCUGGGUCAGUGCCCAAAGCUGGAGGGACCAAAUCGCCGUUGUCAGUGGGCUCUUUUCUUAAUAUAAACAACGAGCGUUUUACAAUUCAACCUUAUUGUCAAUUUAAUACAUUAAAAGCAUUUUUAACAGGCUGUG
Molecule: messenger RNA, 1173 nt
Organism: Drosophila novamexicana
Lineage: Eukaryota; Metazoa; Arthropoda; Insecta; Diptera; Drosophilidae
Exons: 4
Coding region: 253-1104 (283 amino acids)
Source: RefSeq, a predicted model, not a curated record